CAAGUGAAUGGGCAGUCUAAAGCAGUCCACACCUAACGCUUCUCGCGACUAGAGCUCUAUUACAGUCAGUACGUCUAUCAAAUCCAGUAGGAAUGGAGCUAAGGGAUGUAUUUCUUCUUAUUGUCUCAGUUUCGAUCACGCUGACAACCGUUAAUAGUGCUAACAUUUUGUGUAUUAUGACGGUUCCUAGUCCAAGUCAUCACAUUUGGAAUCGAGUAUGGAUGGAAGCGCUGGUCGAGAGAGGGCACAAUCUAACUACAAUCACAAUGGACGGUGAUAAAUCGAAAAAUAAUUUAACGUACAUUCAUAUGGAACAUGUGUACCCUGCAUUAUUUGAAGAUCAAGGUGUAGAUUAUGUGGAAAUGUCGAAAGAAUCCGCAUUUAGAACGGUGUUCUCGUUUCUUGAUUUUUACACUAGUGUUUGUGAUGCUGUCCUCAAGUCCAACGGUAUGAACGAAAUUUUGGCCUACCCGGAAGAUUUCAAGUUUGACUUAGUGAUCUACGACUACGGCUGUGGACCGUGCCUGUUACCGCUGUUACACAGGUUCAACUAUCCACCGCUAUUAUCUCUGACGCCGUUCAACAAUCCGCCCUACUCGGUAGACGUCGUGGGAGGCCAUAAGCAUUUUGCGUAUACUCCGUACUUUGCGCUCAACUACGACACAAAGAUGAAUCUUGGACAACGUGCAUACAACACACUGCUGUGCUUGCUCAGUUCAGCUUAUCGUUACUUCUACAUCAUGCCAACUGUUGAUCGAAUGGUCCGAUCGUAUUUCAACUAUUCCAACCUGCCAUAUAUAGGCGAUCUGGAAACGCGAACUCAACUCAUGCUGGUCAACACCCAUCCGGCAAUGGAUGCUUUGGAGGCUCUUCCUCCUAAUGUAGUUACUAUUGGUGGGGCUCACAUCAAAGAUCCCCCUCCACUGCCGGAAGAUUUAGAGAAAUUUAUCCGAAGUAGCAAAAAAGGAGCUGUCCUGUUUUCCUUGGGAACCAACGUUCGCAGUGAUAAAAUAGGCGAACACCGUCAACGAAUGUUCAUCGAAGCUUUUCGACAGAUGCCACAUUAUCACUUCUUGUGGAAAUUUGAAUCAGAUCUGAAGCUGGAUCUUCCACCAAAUGUUAUUAUUAAGAAGUGGAUGCCACAAAACAGUAUUCUCGCUCACCCCAACGUUGAGGCGUUCAUCACUCAUUCGGGAGGAUUGAGUACCCAGGAAGCUUCGUGGUUUGGAGUCCCGUUAAUCGGGAUGCCCUUUUUUAUGGAUCAAAUUAGGAACUGUCACCGUUCAGUGAGUGCUGGAGUAGCAGAAGCGCUUGAUUUCCAAACGCUAACCGUUGGAAAAAUUCGAAACACUGUAUUGAAAGUGCUAGAAACCCCCAAGUAUAAGGAAAACAUGAAGCGCCGAUCGAAAUUCCUUCAGGACCAACCCGAGAAACCGUUGGAUCGAGCCAUAUGGUGGAUUGAGUAUGUCAUUCGUAACCCUGACUUGAAUCAUAUGAAAUCGCCUACAUUGGAACUGGGAACCCUCAAGUCAAACCUCGUAGAUGUGUUUGCAUUAUAUUUGUUAGUGAUCGUACUUGGGUACAAAAUCUUGAUAUGGGGUCUCAAAUCUAUAUUCCACAAGCAAGCAAAUAAGAAAAUAGACAAGCUCGAAUAAAUUUCAUUUAAUAACUAUCGUAAAAAGUGCCCACUGCGUGUGUGGCACUGAUGGUUUCUACUUUGGUUGUUGCAAAUAUUAUCCAAACGAUCGAUGGGCUAGUCAUUCAAAGAUUAUGAAAGUAUCAGAUGUAACAUUUUUUUAUUGAGUGCACUAAAAGUUAUUGAUUGUGUAUAAUUUAAAUAGUCUCUCAAUUCUAGUGCAGCACCAAAGAUCACACUUGCUUGGUUCCAACUUUGAAAUUAACGCUAUGUCUAAGUCAUAAAAUUAAUAAAACACCUGCAGUUUACUACUGCCAAACAUAUAA
Molecule: messenger RNA, 1962 nt
Organism: Aedes aegypti (yellow fever mosquito)
Lineage: Eukaryota; Metazoa; Arthropoda; Insecta; Diptera; Culicidae
Product: UDP-glucuronosyltransferase 2B15
Exons: 5
Coding region: 93-1655 (520 amino acids)
Molecular function (GO): UDP-glycosyltransferase activity
Source: RefSeq, a predicted model, not a curated record